AUGAGUCCAACGAACGGCGGCAGCGAAGACCAGAACACUGCUAACAAAGAUGUCGUCAGAUGUGAUGAGGUCGAGCGCCAAUCAUCCUCAGAGGGCAAACCGGAGCAGACCCAACAGUUCUCUGAGGCGGAGAUUCAAGGCCGUUUCGAUCUCCUCCGCGACCUGAACAAUGCCGAGAUGGAGCAACUCAACAAGAGCGUGGUGAAGAAGAUCGACUGGCGCAUGAUGCCUACGAUUACACUGAUGUUCCUCAUGAGGUCAGCCUUUUACCUCGACCGCAUCAACGUCUCCAACGCCAGAUUGGCCGGCAUGCAGGAAGACCUUCACAUGUCAGACACCAUGUGGAACCUGGGCAUUUCGACGUUCUACAUCGGGUAUCUCGUUGGUCAAUUGCCUGGAAACUUGUGGCUCGCCAAAGCCAAUCCUCGAUGGUUCCUCCCCUCGACCAUGGUGGCCUGGGGCGCGGCGACCAUUUGCACGCCUGCUCUGAAGAACGGUCCCGGAUUUGCCGUGUUGCGAUUCGUAACUGGUCUCGCCGAAGCUCCUUUUUUCCCUGGCAUCACGCUUAUGACUUCGUCUUGGUACAACAAGCACGAGAGCCCCACGCGCAUGGCCGUAUGGCACGCAGGCAACACCAUCUCCAACAUCAUCUCCGGCUUCCUUGCCGCAGGAAUCCUCACCACGAUGGACGGGAUCUCGAACCUGCACUCGUGGCAAUGGUUCUUCCUCAUCGAAGGAAUCGCGACGUUCGUCAUCGCGUUGUCGGCCUACGCCCUGCUUCCCGACUGGCCGCACAACACCAGGUUCCUCACGCCAGCCGAGCGAGAGAUGGCGCAGUACCGCAUGCUCUGCUCCAACGGCGGCCAGGAAGAGACGGCAGGUGGGACCUGGGAUGGCCUGAGAGACGCCGUCAAGGAUCCGUUUACCUGGAUCUUCUGCCUCAUGCACUUCUCUCUCGUCACGGCCCAGUCUUUCAAAGACUUCUUCCCAUCGAUCGUUAAGACUUUCGACUUCGGCGAGCUCACGACGUACUUCAUCCAAGCUCCCCCAUAUGCAUUCGCCUACGCCUUCGCGUGCGCGUGCGCCUGGUCCUCGGGCCGCAUGCAAGAAUCCUUCUGGCACGUCGUGCUGCCCAUCAUCGGCAGCGCCGUCGGUGUUUCCGUCCUCAUCUCGACGAUGAACAUCGGCGCCCGCUACUUUGGCCUCUUCCUGCUGAUCUCGGGCACUUACAACGGCCUCAACCUGCAGCUGUCGUGGGAGACGUCGGUGGUGCCGGCGCCGAGGAGCAAGAAGGCAGCGCUGAUCGCCAUUGCGAAUUGCCUUAGUCAGGUCAGCCACUGGUUCAGCCCGUACUUCUGGCCGCGCUCGCACGAGCCGUUCUACCGUCUCGGCGGUGGUCUGGUGCUGGUCGGGUGUGCGUUGGUUGUUGUGUCUGCGUCGUUGGCCAAGUGGCGUGCGAUCAAGUUGAACAAGAAGCUGGAUGAAGCAGAGGGGUAUUCGGAGCACUCGGGCGUGGAGCGCGGUUGGAGAUAUGUCUCUUGA
Messenger RNA from Colletotrichum karsti, 1542 nucleotides. Its product is annotated as major facilitator superfamily transporter. NCBI's taxonomy places the organism in Eukaryota, Fungi, Ascomycota, Sordariomycetes, Glomerellales, Glomerellaceae. Gene Ontology annotation, biological process: transmembrane transport. The coding region runs from base 1 to 1542 and encodes 513 amino acids. The record is from RefSeq and is a predicted model, not a curated record. The transcript is spliced from 6 exons. Gene Ontology annotation, cellular component: membrane. Gene Ontology annotation, molecular function: transmembrane transporter activity.